CCUCAGCCUCAGCACCAGAGCAGAGCCGUAUCCCUCCUCUCCUCUCCUCCUCUCCUCCUCUCCUCCUCCACUCCGCUCGUCUCUCCGUCCACUGCGGAACCUCGGCCUGUUUUCGUCGCAUCCCUCGGCCCUCGGCAGACCCAGCUCGCCAUGGACAACUCCGGCAAAGAGAAGGAGGCCAUGCAGCUGAUGGCUGAAGCCGACAAGAAGGUCAAAGCCUCCGGAUCCUUCCUCGGAGGGAUGUUCGGGGGAAACCAUAAGGUGGAGGAUGCCUGUGAAAUGUACGCCAGAGCAGCUAACAUGUUUAAGAUGGCAAAGAACUGGAGCGCUGCGGGGAAUGCAUUCUGUCAGGCCGCUCGGCUCCACAUGCAGCUCCAGAACAAACUGGACUCUGCCACCAGCUUCGUCGACGCAGGAAACGCCUACAAGAAGGCUGACCCACAGGAGGCCAUCAACUGUCUAAAUCAGGCCAUUGACAUCUACACUGAUAUGGGCCGGUUUACUAUUGCAGCCAAACACCACAUCACCAUAGCGGAGAUUUAUGAGUCUGAGCUGGUUGACAUUGAGAAGGCCAUAGCCCACUAUGAGCAGGCAGCAGACUACUACAAGGGUGAAGAAUCGAACAGCUCAGCGAACAAAUGUCUUCUGAAGGUCGGCCACUACAGCGCUCAGCUGGAGCAGUAUCAGAAAGCUAUUGAAAUCUACGAACAGGUCGCUAUGAGCACCAUGGACAAUCCUCUGCUGAAGUACAAUGCUAAAGAGUAUUUCUUCAAGGCCUCACUGUGUCACUUCAUAGUGGAUGAACUGAAUGCCAAGCUGGCCAUAGAGAAGUAUGAGGAGAUGUUCCCAGCCUUCUCAGACUCCAGAGAGCUCAAACUGCUAAAGAAACUGCUAGAAGCCCAUGAGGAGCAGAACAGCGAGGCUUUCACAGAGGCCGUCAAGGAGUUCGACUCUGUGUCUCGUCUGGACCAGUGGUUAACCACGAUGCUCCUCCGCAUCAAAAAGACCAUCCAGGGAGAUGCCGGGGACCUGAAAUAAACACAUUAAGAAAGGAAAGGGGAAAGGAGAGGGACACUGGAGUCAAUGGUAAUAAAAGAAAGAUGGAGUUAGAGGGGUUUUAAAUGACAGGGAGGAAAAAUAUAUGAUAAUGUGAGAUAAAGGUUAUAGAGAGACAGAGAGAUAGGUAUGGGGGGUGGGACUGUGGGAGUUUACAGCUGUACAUAUCAGUCUGCAUGUCACCCCCAAUGAACUAAACGUCACCUUUAAAUCACAUUUAGAUGACCCUUGACCUUUCUGUGCCCUUCGUCCUACAGUAUUUGCUCUCGUAACACUGAAUAGAAAGAAAGAGUGGAAAAUCAAAAUGUGUGUGACAGAGAGUGUGAGUGUGUGUGUGUUAAAUGUGGUAUGGUAAAUUACACUAUUUGAUGGGGAAGUGUACAUCUUUUAUCAGAUUUAGGACACACUGUAUGCUACUGAAUAUGAAUAAUACAUUAUUUAUGAGAUUGUUAAUAUUUAUUGCCAAUACUGAAGAUAUUUAUUGUUUAUUAUGGUGCUCAGUGUUACGAUUUGUCUUAAUAUUUUAGGUAUUAGCCCCCCUGCUUUCCUCUUUUAUUCUCCUUUACUCCCCUUCCCCUUCUAUGUUCUUCCUCCCAUCAUCCCCCACUUCUCUCCCUCCACCCCAGUGUCCCCCCCCCCCCCCCCGUCCUCUCCUCACCGCACACGCUGUCAAGUCAGUAAUUUCACUCAUUGUGAUUGGUUGGUUCUUUGUGUUCUCGCCGGCGGUUUGGUCGGCGCAGUUGCGACAAUGCCUUGUUUGUGCAUGUCUGUUGUCACGUUGAUGUAAGUGUUCUCUGUGUCGUGCUAUCAUGUGAAGAACAUACUGUACAUGUAGCCUGGUAUCAUUUGUGUGGAAACAGUAAAUAUGUACCUCAGAAACCAAGUUGAAAUAAAAACAUUGCUCCAUGUCUCUCA
Messenger RNA from Sphaeramia orbicularis (orbiculate cardinalfish), 1971 nucleotides. It is a transcript of the gene napba, whose product is annotated as N-ethylmaleimide-sensitive factor attachment protein, beta a. The transcript has 10 exons. The coding region runs from base 151 to 1038 and encodes 295 amino acids. Gene Ontology annotation, biological process: synaptic transmission, glutamatergic; SNARE complex disassembly; regulation of synaptic vesicle priming. Gene Ontology annotation, molecular function: syntaxin binding; soluble NSF attachment protein activity. Gene Ontology annotation, cellular component: synaptobrevin 2-SNAP-25-syntaxin-1a complex; vacuolar membrane; terminal bouton. The record is from RefSeq and is a predicted model, not a curated record. Lineage: Eukaryota; Metazoa; Chordata; Actinopteri; Kurtiformes; Apogonidae.